Molecule: messenger RNA, 2681 nt
Organism: Gamsiella multidivaricata
Lineage: Eukaryota; Fungi; Mortierellomycota; Mortierellomycetes; Mortierellales; Mortierellaceae
Exons: 1
Coding region: 301-2640 (779 amino acids)
Biological process (GO): SCF-dependent proteasomal ubiquitin-dependent protein catabolic process
Cellular component (GO): SCF ubiquitin ligase complex
Molecular function (GO): protein binding
Source: RefSeq, a predicted model, not a curated record
CCCUAGGAAGGCAUAGAUACUUUCUAGCGCAUCUCUUCCUCUCUUUCGUCCGCUUCACUCCCCAUCGAUCUUUUCCACCCCUCGUUUAUUCUUUCUUUCAUACACCACUGUAUCCGUUUGCUUGUACCAUUGCCAUUUGGAUCGUCUGCCCCCUCCACGUUUCGCCAGGCACGAGGUCAAGACCGGGUCUCUGUGCUUUGGCCUCGUAUAAAAAGCUUUGACGGCGUGAAUCCAAUUCUCUCUUUCGCUACACUUCCUCCUUCUUCUCCACAUCAUUUUCUCUUCAAGGAUUCAUUCGACAUGGGCAUCGCAAUCAACCCCGCCAUGGACUCCUACCAAAGUUCGAAGCGGAACGCAGUCCUUAUUCCAGAGCUCGCCUUCAUGAUACAGCAACACCUAGACCCGCACGACCUAGCCAUUGCUUCUCGAGUGUGCAGAAACUGGCAGGAAGCAUGGACACCUUUUCUGUACUACGCUGUGCGGUACCGCCAUCGCCAACACUCCUACCAUGCCAACUUACCUCUCUCCACACAUUCCCCGCCAGAAUUGUUGCUGCUGCAGCAGUAUGCGAUGCCCUUCUUGAACCUCGACAAAUACGGGCGCUGGAUCAAGGUUCUGCAAGCAUCCAAUCUGGUUGUCGCACACCACUAUUCAGGCGCAGUAACUUCCUGCUCGACCAUCAAGGCAGCAACAGCAGCAGCGCUAUCGCCAACAACAGCAGGAUCAAUUGUCCCAUGCAGCCCAUCACCUGUACAGGACCAUCUGCUCCAGAUCCAGGCGUGCGCCAGCUUAAACUUGACAGAACUACAUAUCACCAAGACAGUGAUGAGCCUUGCGAGACUGGAUGAUUUAUUGAGCUCGUUGCCACUGCUCAAAGUCUUCAAGUUCGAGAUCGUCAACAAGGUCGAGCCCAUUACCACGUCCUGGCAUUCGAGGAGCGGGAGUAACGGAUACAUGCAACACCACCAAUCGAAUCUCCUGCUCAAGAAGCCCAAGCGGAUCAGUCUCGAGGGUCUAGAACCAGAGGCCGUGCGAAUCAUCGCCCGGAGACUCUCCAGCAACCUCGAGCGACUCGAACUCAUCUUUUCUGUCACCGGUACGAUCGUUGCAUCCGCUUUCGAGGAGUUGUUUGCGAACUGCGGGUCGACUCUGAAAACGCUCUCGCUUACGCGGGCAAAAAUCUGCCAGUGGGAUUACAGUCGAGAAUUGAGCGCUUCUUACCAGGCCGAAAUUUCGGCGCUCCUUGCCAGCCUUUCAGGAACUUCUAUCUCACCCCUGCCUACAGCUGCAGCAACAACACAACCCCUGCAGACGACCACGGCAGCGUCUUCACCUGCGACUAUGUCAUCGUUGUCAUCGUAUUCUUCCAUCACAUCAGCUUACUCCACGUCCGCCUCCUCCACAUCCUCUUUACAACGAGACACUCACAGUUACUCCAAAGUAGCGUCAGCACUCGAGUCAUUGUCUCUGAACUCGUGUACGAUCGAGGACCGCGAGUGCGCCUGGCUCUUGAAAUGCACCCCUGGUCUCCGGGAACUUCACUUGCACGACUGUCGACUACUCGAUGAGCACGUUGUACAGUCGAUUCUCACAUACACUCCUUUGCUCGAGACAAUCUCCCUGAGUUCAGUUCCUCACAUCCAUCCGGACACUCUGCAGCUGCUGUUUCGAACAAACCAAACUUCAGCAGGAUCAGGACCCUCGACGUCAACAGGAAAGCCAGUCGAUCGGGCAGGUCUCCAGCUUAAGAAUGUUCGACUGGCUUACCUGUUGCAACUAGACGACACCGUCAUGAAGACGCUCGCUGCUCACCAAGGUCCCAGCCUUGUGACCCUGUCUCUUCAAUGGUGCCCCCAUGUCACGGACGAAGGAAUCAUCCCUAUUUUCAAACACUGCGAAAAACUGCAGGACCUCAGCCUAUACCUCUCUAAACCGACGUUGAACAUUUUUAAGGAUCUCACCGAGCCAACCGGGACAGAGAAGAAACUCUGGGCGUGUGCCCAGACACUGGAGCGACUCGAAAUCGGGGGACAGAUGUUUGUGGACCGAAUUCGCACCAGCAGCGAGCAUCUGCACCCUCAGCUCUAUCAUCACAUGUCGCCCAACCCGCACCAUAUCCGUAACGGGAGCACGCCUCAAGUCGCUGGUAUCAACAGCAUCAAUAGCAGCAGUAGUCAAUCGUGCAACAUCAUCCGCGAUCCAUAUUCGGUAGCGCAUCACCAGGGAUACCCUAUGUAUCAUUUGUGGAGAUACGAGCGGUACAGUAAUCCGUUUACGGAGCUGCAAGCCCAGCUCGAAACACUACCGCGUUUGGCGCAUCUGGGGAUUUCAGCCAAGGGGGUCGAGCAUCUGAUCCAAAAGGGGUUUGGACCGAAAGUCCGGCUCCAGUCCCUGAAAUUGAUGAAUCAACAAGGACGCUUUUGGAGCCCAAAAGAACUCGCGGAUCUGCUGAGACACAUGCCUCAGCUGCGGACUCUUUCUUGCGAGAAGAACACGAUCUUGACUACACCAGCAUCUUGUCGACGGGACACAGCGCUGCACAAGCGACAGGAGGAGAUGAGGCGGCUCUUGCAGCAGCAUCGCAUCGAGCUGGUGCAGUCAGUGUCAUCGCCCGGUAUGUGCGCACGCGAUUACAUGUAGAUACAUUCCCAAAAUAUAACCACAAAACCCAUUCACAUCAA